CAGUACACGCGUCUCGACGCCCGGGGAUGCGUCCGUCGACGGAGGUGUAACGCUUUAUCUCGUAUCGUGGUUCAUACGGCUCGGAGGUGUGUCGGUAUACCGGAAGCCCACGCGUGUCGAGCCAUAUGCGUAUGACGCGACGCGUGCAAUUGCGACUAUAAUGCUACACUUUCCUCACGAGAAUGAGGGUGGCACGGCUAUUACUGUGCUACGUACUUCUCGAAGACUACAGUACCAAUCUCGGCGGGGCUGCGAUUACCAGCGACACCGCGCGCCAGGACGCUUCCGCGACGAACCCCACGCUACCAGAUUUGCCGACGUUCGUGGGGUCAAUCGGUAAUGUGACCGCAGCCAUCGGCAAGGAAGUCGUUUUACCGUGCACGAUUCGAAUGCUGGGAAAUCACAUGGUCGGAUGGAUCCGCGUGGAAGAUAACACGAUAUUGUCGAUGGGCGAGAAAACGGUGACGCACGCUAGACGGUUUCACGUGACGCUGGAGAACGCGAAGCUGAUGGGGAAGAUGAAAAAUCAGAGCCAAUCGACGAGGGACGAGGAGUUUACCACGAAGCUGCACAUCAGCCAGCUUCGGGUGGCCGACCGAGGCUGCUACAUGUGCCAACUGAACACGAAGCCCAUGUUGAGCCAGCUGGGAUGCGUGGACGUCCUAGUACCGCCGGAUAUACUGAGCACGGGCACGUCGGAAGGCGAGGUGUCCGUACAGGAGGGUGAGAACGCGACCCUCUCGUGCAACGCCUCUGGGAGACCGACGCCUCGCGUGGACUGGCGACGCGAGAAAGGUUCGAUACUUAUGAGGGGUCUUCACGAUCCGCUGAUGUCGUCAGUGGGCAACUAUACCGGUGAAAAGCUGGAAUUAACCAGGGUAGACAGGAGGCAAAUGGGAGCUUAUCUUUGCAUAGCCAGAAACGACGUACCACCGGCAGUCAGCAAGAGAGUCUAUCUAAGGGUAAACUUUCCUCCUAGCACGAUAGUUCCCAAUCAACUGUUAGGCUCACCGCUGGACUCGGACGUGUCAUUGACGUGUUUGAUCGAGGCUUACCCGAAGACGAUCAAUUUGUGGACUAGGGAUGGACAAGUCAUUAUGAGUGGUGGUAGGUACGACAUCAGCGAGCGGGCACACCCGGACGAGGAAUGGAAGACGACGAGCGCGUUGAAGAUAAGGCAUUUGCAGGAAAGAGAUAUAGGGGAGUACACGUGUUCAGCGUCGUCGAGCAUGGGAAAAUCCGAAGCCACCAUUAGGAUUUACCAAAUAAAAGUAGACGUGACGCCACCCACUCGGGCCACCUCGGUCACCGGGAAGAAAUUGAGCAAGGGAAAAUCAAAGCUCGCCCAAGUCACCGCGGUGAACCGAGUCUUCCAGCAGAUGAGCACGCCGGCGAUGCAGAAGAGCACCGCGAAGAUCGCUCAUAAUAAAUACAUAACUACGUCGACGACGGUGGAUCCGCGGUCGCCCUUCAUAAAAGACAAGAACGUGUUUAAGAAUCGCGACACGCCGAGCGUGAGGAACGACUGCGGCGCGUUGAACGAGAACAGAGGGGCGCGAGUCUACGCGAUCUGCUUGAUAGUUUUCCUGAUACUACGAUAAAAGUUUGCAACGAAUUUACAGCGAGAGCUCUGUCUGAAGCGUUACGCGCGUGACGCUAGUUUCUAGACGGGGAGAGAACGAGUCGAACGAUUGGAAAUUGCGAAUCGUUCGAGUUUGCAACCGGGCAAACAUCGGCGUUUCGAUUACGAUAUGUCUCAAACGACCGAUAAAGAGGAGGAAUCGCGACUCCGAAGUUUCAAUCGAACAAAGGGAAGUUCUUAUUGCGUUUCACGAUGACGAAGCGCGAGGUAAGUACAUACUUUGAACGACCGACACCAUCGGCGGACGGGAUCGAUCUUUCCUCUCUCUGGUCGCAGUGAAACGGUUCGUCGCGUCGUCGCGGCGAAACAUGUUGCGAAUUUUAAAAGAUACAUAAAUGCUUACGAAUGUAUUUUUUAUGAACCCUUUUAUCCGUUUCUGAACGCGGGGCAAAAGAGUAAAGAGUCGUGAGCGAGGUGUGUUCUUUGGUUCGACUGAAAAUGUAACGUCGUCGAGUAUUUUUUUAACAACGAAACGAAACGUGGCGGAGUACAUUGAAAAUUAUCAUUCCUGAUUUAUCCGAGUUAUUAGGAGUUACGAUGUAAUUUUUAUAACGUUAGCAUCGAGAGCCUUACACAAGCAGGGUGUCUAUCUCAAGUGGGCCACCAGUGUCAUUCACGAGAUCAUCGUUCGGCAAAGGAAUAAGGAGAAAUGAUAUUCUACUUUCAAUCGAUUACCCUGAACAUCGAAAUUCGAAAUUGUUUUCAACGAUGGCAAUGGCGAUCCAAUUAGAAUGAACAUCCCCGGUUAUAUGUACUUAACGUAUGAUACAUCGUUGCGUCGUGAUUAUUAUUAUUGUCAACGAUUAACUGUACUCUACUUUCCGCAAGAUUCGCGGCCCGUCGCGAGUCGAUCCACCCUAAUCAAACUAUUCGAUUAUACUCGAACACAGACAAAUAAUUAGCAUAUACUAAUUUGUACGUAAGGGGUAAUAAGAUAAUAUCUUUGUUCAUCGGUACGAUAAAGAGGCAGACUAAAUUGAGAUCGUAAAUGGCAUCUUAACGAACGUUACGACACGUCAUAUCUAAGUCAAAUUCAUAUCCGUAACGCGUAAAAAUAGUACCAUACUAUUAUAUAUUUUAGGAAGAUGUUAGACGUUACUUUCGUUAUUUUAUGUAUUUUUUUAAUUACUCGUAGGCAAGUAAUGUACCUCAUAUGCAAACGAUUAAACGAGACCACGACUAUAAAUAUAAUCGACUGUGGUCCACUGCGAGGAAAAUGUUUCGACUCGGAUGAUCACGUCUGUGAUGAUCUCAGUUAUUAAAUUACGAAUUUUCAUUGAAUUUCUAAUUUCGUACGACAGUAUUUAUGUAUACACACGUUACCGUAGACUGCUACGCUGUUUCCUUACUUUUUAAGUUUACUCCCCUCGAUGUAAAAAGUUAUUUACGAUAACGUUACAAGAACGAUAUUUUUUGUAAAGGAAUCGACAAUAAUCGUUCCUAAUAGGUUGUGCUAUGUACGAUUUAUUUAAAUGUUCCUCGCAAGAUCACGUACCAUAUCUCACUCUGUAAUUACGAUCUGUCUGGAAAACGAUGCCAGUGAAAGGGUUUGACAUCCUUUAGAAGAAUCAAAAGACGUCAAAGCUUUCCCCCGGUAUUCCUAUUGUCAUGUAUGUCUUCUAUUACAGAGUACAAUUUUUAGUCAGAACGCGUGGUUUAUUGUCAUUGAAAUAGUAGCAUAUCCGCGAAUUAAACACGAAGGAAACACACAUGUUAAAUACAUCUAUUUAACAAAUAUUGUAUAUCGUAAAACACUGCUCAAUAUAACAACUCUACAAUAAGUAUAUUAAAAGAAUGUUGUUGUUUAUAGAAAAACAAAAAGGUAUAUAUGAGAAUAUGGUGAGGAAAUGUGCUCAAGUUGGAUAAUUAUAUAGCUUUGGAGAAAACAACGUGUUGACAAAUAAAACAUACCAUGCAAUUA
This is a messenger RNA of Ceratina calcarata, 3563 nucleotides long. Its product is annotated as lachesin. Gene Ontology annotation, cellular component: neuron projection. Lineage: Eukaryota; Metazoa; Arthropoda; Insecta; Hymenoptera; Apidae. The transcript has 9 exons. The coding region runs from base 183 to 1601 and encodes 472 amino acids. The record is from RefSeq and is a predicted model, not a curated record.